Molecule: messenger RNA, 328 nt
Organism: Symbiodinium pilosum
Lineage: Eukaryota; Dinophyceae; Suessiales; Symbiodiniaceae
Source: the annotation of a GenBank genome assembly
GUUGGGGGACUCUGGCGUUGGGAAGACGGCUUUGGUGGUAAAGUUCGUUGACGACGGCUUCAAGAAUGACAAAACGUCGACCAUUGGUAUCGACUUCAAGACGAAGAUGCUUUUCAUGAGAGGCAAGCGCGUGAAGCUUCAGAUCUGGGAUACUGCCGGCCAAGAGCGCCAUCAGACAAUCACGCAGCAGUACUAUCGCAGCGCCAUGGGAAUCGUCCUCUGCUACGAUGUCACGAGCGAGGCAUCCUUUCAAAACAUCAAGCGCUGGAACGAGCAGAUCGAAAUGCAUGGCUCAAAGGACGUCCAACGCAUCCUGGUUGGAAACAAA